UUGGCAACACUGACACAAGUCACAGUAAAUAUCCUGCCUGUCAGAAGAGAAAUAAAAUAAGGAUUUUCAUUGCAAAAAUUGCGUUUGUACUAUUGUAUAUACGAGGAUUUUGUCUUUUACUCUGCACUGUGGUCAUUGUUAUCGUGUAUAAAUAAUAAAUAAAUACUAUGUGACUUCCUGUAAACAGCAAACAUCUAUUUUUUUAGUCUGUUAACGAAAUGUCGUCUUAUUGCCUCCAGAACAGAGAAUCCGAUUUUUUGUAAAUAUUUUUUAUGCUUUGAUUUCAAAGCUUACACAAUUUUAGAGGGGGCAAAAUGACAUUGAUAGAAGGAGUUGGUGAUGAGGUGGUACAGUUCGUUGGAGUACUAUUGGUGUCGAUUGUGGCGGCGUUGGCCUGGUGGUCGACCAAUGCUAGGCCUGACCGCUACCACACCGUUCUUGUUAUGAGGUCCCGGGCACAUCAUCCUGUUACUGUCAGCAUUAGAACCAGAUCAAAUAUGCCUAUAACAAAUGCACCAGGAACUAUUAUAGAGCAAGCUUCUACCUCAAAUGCCAAUGGCACAUCAAGUAUCCCUACGGAAACCAAUGAAGAUAAUCCAGGAGAGAGCUCCAGGGUGAUUCCCCUCCAGGAAAUGGACAGUAUAGUGGAUGCUGAUAUGGCUAUGCUGGACAAUAAUCGACUGCACUUUUACAGGAGGAUUGAUUCUGGUCCUCACAAUAGCGGGCCAGAGUCUACGAGCGACGAGAGUGAAUCACAAGACGACGUGGAGCCAGCGAGCAAUGCCCAGAUUCGAGAGAUGGACAGUAUCGUCAGCGCCAUGGAGGCUGACGUCACUGCCGGCUGCGACUUCUUCUCAACGCCUAGUGAAUCUUCAUCUUCAACUGUGAAAGGCAACAAGACUGUCACCAACGACGGCAGUGUUCCCUCUGUGUCCAGUGCGAAUACACCCUCAGAGGAAAACACCCCUCAGACUGCUGAAGCUUCGGGAGAUGCCACUGACGGGAACAGCAGGAAGAUACUGAUCAAGCUGAAGUAUUUGAAUGAUACACUGAAGGAGGUUGAAGGAAGUCUCGAUGAGCUGCUCAAAGAUUUCAAAUGGCGUCACUUCUCAUCGGAGUUGUCUUCGGAAUGCCGCGUGCGGCUGAUCUUCAACGGGCGCGUGCUGGGCGACGACGCGGCCACGCUGCGCGCGCUGGGGCUCCACCACCGCGCCGUGGUGCACUGCCUCGUGCAUCCGCGAUCCCAUCCGCCGCAGAACCGCAACUCCCCCCGGCACUCGAGCCCGUCGCUGGUGCUGGAGGGCGCCCCCGAGCGCCCGUGGGACCUCGAGAACAUCUUCAUGACGCUCGUGUCCGUGGCGCUCACCGUCGUCUGGUUCUUCAGGUGCGAAUACAGCAACAUGUUCACUGCGAGCGCGAGCGUAGCGCUGUUCGGCCUGACAGUGUUCUACAGCGUCGCCAUCUUCGGCCUCUAUCUCUCCGACACAUUCCACAACGAGCGCCGUCCCCAGCCCCUGCCCAACAACUAGCUGUUGGUCACGUCCGACGGCGUGUACAGAGUCCGUCGUUGAUAUAUAGUGAACGCAUUUCAUAAAAAGUUAACACUAAGCGUAUGUUAUCUAUUUGAAAGAGUGAUAGGAACAAAUAUGUUUAAUUCCUCGUUUUAAUAUCAUACUUUUUAUGAAUUAGAUGGCAAUUUAAUGUUACACUAACGUCAUGUUGUCACUGUUUAUCUGAAGAGCCGAACAAUCGCAUACCCUUUUGCACUCUUUUCGACCGAAAGGGAUAGUAUAAUUCGCACGACAGUGCUGCCUUGGGGUAAAAGCAUACAAAAUGUGACAAUACAGUGACAUUAAAUUUUAAAACUCUUUUCUGCAACUUAAGUGAUAAAUCUAUAGAAAGCGACGACAAGGACAGAUUGUUUGGCAAAACAGAUGAGAAAAUACUAGGUCAAGCUAAAGAAAACAUAUAGAUCUGCUUAGAGACCAUUUCAGCUUGACAGUGCGUAAUUCAAAAUGCGGCCCCUAAGUAAUUCUAUUCCCCUAUCUGUGGUCCACUAACAAUUUCGAAAUCACAGGUUGAGGAAAAUACAUUAACUUGAGCCAAAAGAAUUGAGAUUUUUGUACUUUUAGCAAAUUGUUAUUAUGCUUAUGGUAAUAUUCAUUUCUCGUGAAUUCUAAACGAGGUUUAUGUUUUAUUCUGGUUACCACAUUAGACACCAGUUUUACAUAAAAUGUUAGCAGUCCUAUUAUGUUAUGCCAAAUACAAAAUAUUGUAGAAAAAGGAAGCAUUUUCGUAUAAUAUGACUUGUAAUAUGAUUAAUAAUAAUCCCAAUUCUAGUUCAUGAAUUUUGUGAUCGUAUUUACAGAUUUUGUUUAUUUAUUUUUUAUUACAUGUUGGUAACUUUCGGAAGGCGGAAUUACUUACUAACUGCAUUAAAAAUCAAGUAAGUUAUACAAAUCUAUGUUUCUUCUAACAUAAAGAUACAAUUUGUAUAAUAUAUUAUAUAUUUAAUACUUUUCCUUAGCGUUGAGCGCUGUGAAUUAUU
Messenger RNA from Plodia interpunctella (Indianmeal moth), 2548 nucleotides. Its product is annotated as transmembrane and ubiquitin-like domain-containing protein 1. Bases 315 to 1529 code for a protein of 404 amino acids. NCBI's taxonomy places the organism in Eukaryota, Metazoa, Arthropoda, Insecta, Lepidoptera, Pyralidae. The record is from RefSeq and is a predicted model, not a curated record. The transcript has 9 exons. Gene Ontology annotation, molecular function: protein binding.